Molecule: messenger RNA, 1491 nt
Organism: Cantharellus anzutake
Lineage: Eukaryota; Fungi; Basidiomycota; Agaricomycetes; Cantharellales; Hydnaceae
Exons: 9
Coding region: 1-1491 (496 amino acids)
Biological process (GO): mRNA splicing, via spliceosome; spliceosomal tri-snRNP complex assembly
Cellular component (GO): U4 snRNP; precatalytic spliceosome; U4/U6 x U5 tri-snRNP complex
Source: RefSeq, a predicted model, not a curated record
AUGUCGAGCCUAGCGGAUGAACUGCUAGAUGACCUCGGGGAUCUCGGUGGAGAUACUUAUGCUCAGAAGAGCACAAGAGUCCCAGCGCUGCCUGGUCCCGGGUCCCAGAAGCGCAAGGCUACAGAGGAUGCAGAAGACGAAGAGAUGGCGUCUGGAAGCGACGAGGAGGCGAACGGAGAAGCGAACGUAGGGCUUGUACUGGAGGGAGGAAUGAAACCUGCAGAGGAGCUUGAUGAGGAAGAUGUUGAAGGAAUGGAACUUGGCGGCGUCAAGGACGUCAGGAGCGUGGCGAAGCUAGAAGGAAGUUGGCGAAUGACGGAGAUUCUUAAGUACAACCUUGUCGUCUCAGCGAAUAAUCUUUCUGUCGAUGUCGACAAUGAAAUCCUUGUGGUACACAAAUUCAUUCGUGAUCAUUAUAACCCUCGAUUUCCCGAGCUGCAACAACUCGUCCCCGAUCCCGUCAUGUUCAUCCGCUCCGCACGCGCAUUAGGGAAUGCAGGCGAUCUUACGAAAGCCAACUUGACCACCAUACUCCCCCCCGCCAUUCUCAUGACCAUCGCCUGGAAAGUCGUUAUUGAUGCCUGUGAUCUCGAGGAGCGGCUUGAUGCUGCUCGAAAAAAGAUAUUCAGUUACGUCCAAUCUAGAAUGUCCGUCCUUGCCCCGAACGUCUCUGCCAUCGUAGGCACAAAUACGGCCGCAAAGCUGCUCGCUGGGAAUGUACACCUGUUGGGAGCGCAAAAGAAGAUUGCAGCGGGCUUUUCGACAGCCACGAGGGAGAGACACACUGGAUUUCUUUAUCAGAGUGCGGUUGUGCAAAGUGCGCAAGUGGAGUAUAGGCGGAAGGUUCAGCGGACUGUGGGUGCAAAAGUGUCGUUAGCCGCGAGGAUGGACCUUGACAGGAAAGGGGGGGUUCCGACAUAUGGACGGCAGCUAAGAGAGAAAUUAGAGAAGUACAUAGAAAAGUUGGCCGAGCCUCCACCCCCGAAAGUCGUCAAAGCGCUUCCCGUUCCGACGGAAGGCCCCAAGAAACGUCGAGGUGGAAAACGAGCUCGGAAAGCGAAAGAAGCCUAUGCGCAGACUGAGUUACGGAAAAUGCAGAACCGUUUGGCCUUUGGAGAGGCGGAGGAGGAAGUGGGCGCGUUUGAUGAGACGGUUGGCCUGGGCAUGAUUGGGCAAGGGAAAGUUCGAACUGGCGAGGCUGACGCCAAAAGUAAAGCCAAGCUGUCAAAACAGAACAAACUUCGAUUGCAAAUGCUCAAUCGUGUUGCGGCAGGAACGUCGUCGAAGAUCAGUGGUCUGCAAACAUCUGGUACGGCCACAUCCCUCACAUUUACGCCUGCUCAGGGAUUGGAACUUGCCAAUCCAAGUGCCCUCGCUGCCCGGCUCAAAGCGGCAAACGAUCGUUGGUUCUCUGGUGGGUCGGGCACAUUCUCGCAUAUCCCUGAGAAGAGUGGUGGGAAUGGUUCAGGCAGCGGCACUUCCACGAAAUGA